Molecule: messenger RNA, 2110 nt
Organism: Acipenser ruthenus (sterlet)
Lineage: Eukaryota; Metazoa; Chordata; Actinopteri; Acipenseriformes; Acipenseridae
Product: homeobox protein SIX6-like
Exons: 2
Coding region: 172-909 (245 amino acids)
Biological process (GO): regulation of transcription by RNA polymerase II; eye development
Cellular component (GO): nucleus; transcription regulator complex
Molecular function (GO): RNA polymerase II cis-regulatory region sequence-specific DNA binding; DNA-binding transcription factor activity, RNA polymerase II-specific
Source: RefSeq, a predicted model, not a curated record
CAAAAAACAUCUCGGAUCUAGUUGUAUACCCUCGUACUUCAAGCCACCUCCACAGAGGCUGCUCGCCAGCCACAGGGCAUUCUUUGUGUUUGAUUUUUAAAGGUUGAUCUGUUGACUUAGGAUUGCUGCUUUUUUUUUUUGGUCUGAGUCCGAAAGAAAAAAAAAGGCUCCAUGUUUCAGCUGCCCAUCCUGAAUUUUAGCCCCCAGCAGGUAGCUGGGGUAUGUGAGACCUUAGAGGAGAGCGGAGACAUUGAACGCCUUGGUCGCUUUCUGUGGUCCUUGCCAGUGGCACCUGCAGCCUGCGAGGUAUUGAACAAAAACGAGUCCGUCCUUAGAGCGAGAGGCAUCGUGGCCUUCCACACCGGGAAUUUCAGAGACCUCUACCACAUCUUGGAAAACCACAAGUUCACCAAGGAAUCGCACGCCAAACUGCAGGCCCUCUGGCUGGAAGCACACUACCAAGAAGCGGAGAAGCUGAGAGGUCGCCCCUUAGGACCAGUGGACAAGUACCGGGUGAGAAAGAAGUUCCCUCUUCCCAGAACCAUUUGGGACGGAGAACAAAAGACACAUUGCUUCAAGGAGAGAACCAGGCACUUGCUAAGAGAAUGGUACCUCCAAGACCCGUACCCUAAUCCCAGCAAAAAAAGAGAGCUGGCCCAAGCGACCGGACUUACUCCAACACAAGUGGGAAACUGGUUCAAAAACCGCCGACAAAGGGACAGAGCAGCGGCAGCUAAAAACAGGCUGCAGCAGCAAGUCUUGUCCCAGGGGUCGGUUCGCUCCUUGACCGAGGUGGAGAGUACAGUGGACCGGCUUGGGGCCGCCUCCAGUCCCGAAGCCAGCCUUUCCAGCAAGGCAGCCGAUCCUGCCAUCUCCAUCACAUCUAGCGACAGUGAAUGUGACAUCUGAUACAACCUGCAAAAAAUAAAGCAAAAGGAAAUCCAGAAAUAACUAUAAACAGUGCCUGCAUAAACAUAAACCCAUAGCGACAUCUUCAGAUCGAGCCUUUAGCAAUGGCUGCCAAAUGCUAGGGAUUCAUCGGAAUGCACUGUCUUAAAAAAAAAUGUGUUCUACGUUUUCUUUUUUUAUGUUAUUUUUUUCCAGUGGAAGACUUUUUGGACUUUAAAAAAAGAAGAAAACACAAACUAUAAAUCCUUUAUUAAAAGGAUCUACUGAAAACGAUGCAUCAAAUUGGCAAGUAUGCCAAGUACAACAUUUUGACCGCCUGCCCUUUUCUCUUCUGUGGGUAUUUCAUGUUGAAAAAGAAAAGAUGCUGUUAUAUUUUUACUUUACUUUUAAAGUGGUAUCAAUAAUGUUUAUUAAUUAUUUAAAGGAUUGGCUGUGUUAGAAUUUGGUUUUAUUUUGCUUGAUGUUUUUGUGUGUGUGUGAAUUGUAGAGCAUGUGCGCUGAGUAGUGGACCAUAUGCUGUUUUUAAAAAAGAAAUGAAUAAAUAUUUGGUGAUCAAACAGAUUAAAAUUGAUAUGCUUUUUGUUUUAUAGUUUAAAAUGCGUUGGGUGUCUUCUGGUUUACCAGCGUGCGGUGUUGCAUUGUGCCUUCGCGUUUUAUUAUUAUAUAUUAUUAAUUCCUUGUUUAUUGGUUAUUUUAAUAUCCCAGUUUUUGUUAAGCCCCUGUGUGGACUUAUGUAAAGGCCAAUACAAAACGACAUUGACCUGCAUUCAUUUGUUGUUGUUGGGCCAAUGAGAACAAUGGUUGUAUUGCUUUUAAUACAUGUGUUAGUGUGUUCGACUAAGGACAGCACGGGUUUGCAACAAAUCUCUGAUUCAGAACACAAUUUGUUUUACUUUUAACAAAAACGUGCCAGCCAUCGACAUAAAUGUUUUUUUGUUUUGUUUUGUUUUUUUUUUAAAUACAAAUCGUCUUGUCCUUAUGGGACUGCUCUGUUUUAAGAGUGUGGACGUUUAAACCAACAAAUUGUCGGGGUUAUUUAUCAACUGAAUUGUGUGGACCACUGUUAGGAACUUUAUUUAUGACGUGUCACGAUUGUAUAGCUAAUUUCUAUGAAUGGUAAAUUACACUUUACCUGCAAGAACUAUAUAGCUUAGUAAACCAUGAAGUGAAAUGUGGCUGUAUCUUAAAAUAAGGUUAUUUA